This is a messenger RNA of Rotaria sordida, 4122 nucleotides long. The record is from the annotation of a GenBank genome assembly. NCBI's taxonomy places the organism in Eukaryota, Metazoa, Rotifera, Eurotatoria, Philodinida, Philodinidae.
AUGGGCAACUGCGGAGGAAGUCUUCCAAAGGAACAUGGAUCUAACCCAAAUCAUCCACAUGGAGGUCCACCUGGUCAACGACGUAAGCAUUCUCAUGAUGGUGGACAACGUGGUAGUGUUGACAGUCAUGGAAGAGGUGGUGAACAUGGACAAGGACACGGGCAUGGAAACAAAAAACAUUGAUAAAAACAAUUCUUUUUUCUAAAUUAACAUUAACAUUGGAGUUUUCUUUUGAAUGAAUAUAAUUUGAAGACGAUUUCCCUGCUUUGAAAUUUCUCCUGAAUAACUCAACUAAAAAAUCCUUAAAAUUUACUAGUAAAUCUAUUUAAAUGAGUAGACUAACGAUUAUCAUGGAGUCAAUAUUUCUGGAUGCUUUCUUCGACGUGAUAUAAGAAACGCAACGAACGAACCUGGAAUAGUCUCCGUUCUCUCACGUAAAGCAUAUUUUCCGGUUAAAAGAAACCCUCUUCCUCCGCCAAAGACAAACAAAACAUAGCAAUUCCUGCGCAAGAUAGUGCGGCUAUGGAUGGGUGCGUAGAUGAGGAUCUUUUCUACGCCCACCUAACCACCAACACACACACCUAUCGUUCGUUAUAAUGUUCUAUUUGUGUAAAAAUAUUGUUUAUAUUAGUAAAUUGAUCUGAGAAACUUAGUGAAGAUUGUAUGAUUGAUAGCAUUAACAUUUGAUCUUCAGUAAAUUUGUCAUCGAUUCUGUAUUGUUUUGCAUUUUUUUACUUGAGGACGGAUUUGUCAGUUUGAAAAGAAAGACAUCAAGUUAAAAUUCUUCCAAAACUCUCUACCUUAUUUUCUUGUUUGUCUAAAUUAUUGUCAAACAUUCAAACAAAUAUCGUUUACAUGCUUAUACAAAUCCAAAACAAUGUUUCUUUCAGAGAUAUUCAAUUCUUAAAAAAAAACAUACGAUUCUCCGAUGUUUUUGUGGAAUAUGAAUGAUUUUUGGAAACUGAGUAUCUCUGAACGAAACGUUCCUUUAAAUUGGAACCUCUCAGAAAUUCUAGUUACAUGAUAGCAACUGAGGACAACAAGCAUGAGACUUCUUUGCCAGUCCUCCUUAACAAAGAAAAAAGGCGCUUAACGGCAUUAAUGACAAGGCUUAGACUGUUCUAGUAAAUUCUAGAAGAUCCGAAAGUCUUCCUCGAGAUUUGAACGUCUGAAAUAUGUCUGUGAAUGUUUUACAUAGUGCAUUUUUUGAUUUUUGCAUAGAGAAAAACUUAUAUUCGAAAUGCAGAAAUAGACUAGACAGAUUGUUUCUCUGGCGAUUGAUUUUCCUUGAAAAGCAGCUAUAAUCUACGAGAGAUAUUUCGUCUUACGUAUGUUGUAUUAGUAUAAAGCGACUGAAGAACACGUAUAAGUUCUACAUUUUGAUCCUAAAAGGACUGUACUGACGAGCUUUUUGUUCGAUAAAUAUGAACAAGUCGCUGUUUUAUUAUGUUUAGUAUGAAUCGAUUACUUCAACAAAAUGGCAUCGAAUUAACAAGCCUAUUUGACUUGCUUCUUUUGGAAAAUCUCAUCAAUACCACCUCACCUUGAGAUGAGAUUUUCUAAGCGCAUUGUCCUUUAUUAAAACAGCAUCGAAUGUCAUUUCUUACUCAUCCCAGCUAUUAAGAUAAACAUUGAAGUUAGUCUUUUUUCUAGCCGCUUUUCGAAAUUUCUCUUUGCCGCUUCGGGACAGACUGCAGUCAUAGAUGGAAAGUUCAUUGAGCGACCGAUUAUGUUCGAUCGCCUCUUGAAGAGCAUCCACGCUUGAAUCAGUAAUUCUCUUGUUUUUCGAAAGAUCCAAACAUUCGAUCGUAUUAUUAUACUUCUUUAGAGAAUUGGCCAAUUGUCGAACUCCGAGAUCGCUUAUUUCAUUCUUGCUCAAGCAAAGAACGGUCAAUGUCGUAUUUUUUUUUAGCAUUUCUGACAGAUGUUCGGCGCCAAAAUCGGUAAUUCCAGUUUCUUGUAAAUUAAGGAUCUUCAAGGCGCUAUUGUUCAGGGCGAGUGCUUUUGCGAGAGAUUUGACUCCUUUAUCAGACAAACGGUUGCCAUAAAGAUACAAUCUCUCUAAUGUACUGUUGUUUGGUAAUGCCGCGGCCAGGGUCACAGCCCCAAAAAAAGUGAUUUUGUUUCCAGGCAACCAGAGAUUAGUACACUGUUUUUUGAUGAUCACAUCUUGAACAAUAGCGCACAUGUCGCGAUCCAUCAAUUCUUGAUGUCCCAAAUCGAUCAUCGACUGUAUUUGUGAUGUGGCAAUGAUUUGUUCCACUCGUGAGUUCAAUUUAUGUUUGAAUCCUAUGAGAAAUAAACAAUAAUUAAUCUAUCAUCUGAAAGAAACUAUUCAAGAAAAUGCAUUCAAGAUAAGAGCGGACACAUUGACAUCAAUGAAAAAGAACAUCUAAAUUCCAUGAAACCUGAAAGAAAGAGUCUCUUGUUGCUUCAUUCAAUCACUUCUCUACUCUGUAGCUGCAGUUUCUCAUAGUGAAAAGAGAAACGAAGAAACAAUGCUAGAGUUCUUUGUCGCAAAGUUGUAACCGAUAACGGCAAACGAUCAGUCCGGUAGAGAUAACGUUUUCUUUAACAGUUAGUCUAAAUCUAUUUGUUGAACUUUUGCAUGUUUUCUUCAAAAAUUUGACCAUAAAUGUGUUUUUUUUUUAUUGCAGAUCAAUCAAUUCUCACUGUCCUAGAAUGUUGUUUCUAUGAAGAGAUACACAUCAGACUACUGUAUUCGAUGAAAAUUCAUCCUAUAAUACUUGAUAAAUCUUAUUAACUAAUAUUGAUAUCCAAUAAUGUUAUCGAAACAAUAUCAAAUAAUUUGCAUUAUCUACUGUUUAUGGCACACAAUUUGCACAGACGUAUGGAAUAAGAAACGUAAUAUCAUGUGGGAAACAGAUUAAGUAUACAAUUAAUUAUACCCAUAUGUGAUGAUCCUUUAAUCACUGCACAAAACUUAUGAAACAGUCCAUUUAAGCCACGACUGAUUCUUCUCAAAUAGAUAUCCUAAACUUUUACCUACGUCAUCAAUAAGUCCCUAGUCAGUCGUAUUUGGAAAAAUAUUUGAGCUAUAUCUUGAAAACUGUUCGAAAGAUCCUAAUAUUUCGAUACAGAGAUUUCUAAUGAGACUAAAAAUUUGUAUCUUUACCUAAAACUACAUGUGUUAUCAGGUGGGGUGAAUUUGAUGAUAAUCUACGAUGGUGACUAAGUACCCAUAAAUGGUGUUAAGGUGCGGCUCACAUGGAAUCGCUUCCACAAUAGUUGUCAAAAGUUCUGCUACAAAGAAAAAUUUAUCUAAAAGUGAAUCUUUUAAUCUCAUAUCUUGGCUACAGGUAGACAGUGAUAAACUCAUUGCAAGCAGUAAUCAGGAUAUGAUCGAUUAUUAAGCGAAGGAACUAGAAAUUAGACACAGAUUUUUAGUCUGACGAAGAUAUUUCAGCCUUAGCAAUGUAUCUCAUAGCGUUUGACUUCUCAUUUGAGAGCUCAGUACUGCUUCUAUUGCCGAUAAAAAUUUUGUGUGAAACAAUUGUAGUUCACCCUAUUUAUGGAGUUAUCUAGGAGUAUUCUCACUAUAACAGUUGAUAAGAUUCGUCAAAGGUAAUCUGUAAUUGCAACAAAGUUCAACCACUUUCCUUUAAGUUUUCUUCUGCGAGUUCUCUGGUCUAAUUCAAUACCUCUGAAACUUUCAUAAUUAUAGCAAUUGGUGAAGUGAAGACCGGCGCAAAGACCUUUCCAAAUAAUGAAAACAUCGCUGAUCUUCGGAGUCACACCAAAUUGAUGUCUUCUAUCUAUGUCACAAUAUAGACGUUUGAAGCUUUACUUGUCAAUAAAAUGAUGUAUAUUAACGUUUCACAAUAAUGGCAAAUCAGAAGUGUCAAACGAGCCUUUUUAGGGAUGCAAUGAGAAAUAAAGCAUUUUUAUUCUAAAUCGAAAGCAUCAAGACCGAUCGAUAUUAGGUUAGCGUUUGCGAUCAAGGUUUCUCGAACUCUAUUGGUACGAAAAAAUACCAAUCAAAAAAAUUUUAAUUUACGUAUUUUUUACCUGGCAGCAGAACUUGUAGUGACUAUGUGUAAAGUGUCUGCAGUCCUAUGAAGUUUUCUUUUCACCGAUAGAAACCAACAGAAAGAAAAUGUA